AUGGCAGAUGAAAACCCGAGCAAGGACAGCCCUCGCAGCCUGAAGAUUGAUCCGGCAGCAAAUCAGGGCAGAGCCAGGGCCUCCGCCAUGCCGGACUCUCCCGCCGGAUCCGGAUUCAGGCUCCGCCGCUCGGCCACGGUCAACGACGCCAGCCGUAGGCACAGCUGGGGUCCCAACACCGAGUUCACCUACGAGCCGCCGACCUCGCCCCUGAGGCGAAGCUCCAACUUUUCCGAGAUUGGCCAGGAAGCGCGCGACAUUCUCAAUCCGGUCCCCGACCCGGAGUGGCAAAAUGCGCCGCCGCAAAACUCCAAAUGGGACUCGCUCCCUCUGGCCCUCGCCUUGCUGCCCCCGUUGGGCGGUGCUCUUGUUCCAGGGGGCAGUGCCUUUGUCACCGAUCUUAUGCUGCUCGCCUUGGGUGCUCUGUUCCUCCACUGGACAGUCACACAGCCUUGGAUUUGGUAUCACUCGGCGCAGCAAGUGCGGGUUGCCGAGGAGCUUGACAACGAUGCCGCCGUAGAGAGCGAUCUGGAUGGUGACGAUACACCGUCGCUCGAGGCGGUCCCUGAGGACGAAUCAGUGCAGCCUGGUCAGACUACCUCGGAGGCGAGAAAUGCCGCUUUGAAGGAGCUGUACCGCCACGAAGUGUUGGCAUUGAUGGCUUGCUUUGUCUUUCCUCUCCUUGGAGCAUGGCUACUCCACGCGAUCCGUGGACAGCUUACCAGGCCCUCCGAGGCCGUGAUUUCAAACUACAACCUCACAGUUUUUGUGCUGGGCGCAGAGAUACGACCUCUGAGGCACAUGAUCAAGCUCAUCCGAGCCCGUACUCUCCACCUUCAGAGGAUUGUUCAGACAAACCCUUACCAGAGAGAGGGGAAGGCAACAGGCGAGGUUGCAGAGCAACUGCAGCAGUUGGCCGAGAGACUCGACGAGAUCGAGUCGCGAGCCGAGGCCGCAGAGACAGCCGCCACACAGGCUGGCCAGAAAGCAGAUCGCGACCAGGAGGAGGAUGCUGCGACAAAGGCCAAGAAGCGAGAGAGUCUGCUCCGAGAGGUCAGGAAUCAAAUGCAGCCAGAGCUGGAUGCCCAAAGCCGAGCCAUGCGAGUCUACGAAAGGAGGCUGAAUGUGCUGGCGACGCAUUCCCAGAGCCAGUUCAAAUCGAUCAACCAGCGCCUGAAUGACGCCGUCACCCUGGCAGCGGCGGCUGCCCGCAACCGAUCCUCGGCUUUGAGCUUCUUCUCGUGGGCUGCCAACUCGCUCGUCUCCAUUGCGAUGGUGCCGAUCCACCUCGUCGUCUACAUCCUCACUUGGCCGUACAUGACGCUUACAACAUACAUGGGCGGUGACAAGCAAGCCCCUCCCGAUAAGAGCCGCAGAGGCGCGCGGGCCCAUAGGAAUGGCGCUCUGCACUCUAGGUCAGCGGAGCGCGUACAGGUCCGGCCGCAGCGCAGGUAG
Messenger RNA from Thyridium curvatum, 1455 nucleotides. RefSeq lists its product as uncharacterized. Bases 1 to 1455 code for a protein of 484 amino acids. The transcript is spliced from 2 exons. The record is from RefSeq and is a predicted model, not a curated record. Lineage: Eukaryota; Fungi; Ascomycota; Sordariomycetes; Thyridiales; Thyridiaceae.